Drosophila pseudoobscura is the source of this 789-nucleotide messenger RNA. RefSeq names its product YEATS domain-containing protein 4 Gas41 (gene Gas41). NCBI's taxonomy places the organism in Eukaryota, Metazoa, Arthropoda, Insecta, Diptera, Drosophilidae. Bases 28 to 711 code for a protein of 227 amino acids. The transcript has 2 exons. Gene Ontology annotation, biological process: regulation of DNA-templated transcription. The record is from RefSeq and is a predicted model, not a curated record.
ACAAAAAAUAUAAAUUUAAUUGAAACUAUGGCUGAUUUCGGAGGAGACUCAGGUGGUCGGCUCAAGGGCGUCACCAUUGUCAAGCCCAUUGUGUAUGGGAACAUCGCGCGCUCCUUUGGCAAAAAACGUGAGGAGGACGGACACACGCACCAGUGGAAGGUCUAUCUGAAGCCUUACUUCAAUGAGGACAUGUCCAUUUACGUGAAGAAAGUGCAUUUUAAGCUGCACGAGAGCUAUGCGAACCCUAAUCGCAUUGUGGUCAAGCCCCCAUACGAGGUCACGGAAACCGGCUGGGGUGAGUUUGAGGUUGUUAUUAAAAUCUACUUCAAUGAUCAGUCGGAGCGGCCGGUGACCUGCUACCACAUCCUGAAGCUCUUUCAAUCGCCCGUCGUUGAUGGCGAGCUGACCUCCACCACCACAAUGGACACCAAGAAGGGUCUUGUAUCGGAAUCGUAUGAAGAAAUCGUCUUCCAAGAGCCAACCCAGGUCAUGCAGCAUUAUUUAAUGCUCUCGGAACAAAGCUCCAAUGGACUGCUUAGCCAUGACACAGACUUUGAAGAAAAGAAGACUAAAACGCUGGACAACAUUGUCAAUGUAAAGAAGAAAGUUAAGGGAGAGAUUCUAACACUCAAGGACAAGCUGAAGCUUGCACGGGAAACCAUCUCGAAAUUUAAGGCGGAAUUGGCUAAAGUGCAAAAGGCACCUACGUAAUACCUGCAUCUCCAUGCGACCAUGUUUUGGCGAAGAAUUUAAUGAGAAUAAAUUAAUAUGAUAAAUUAUAUAAAUAUA